AAUAGAAAAGCUAACUUCUCCCCCAAGAAAUUACUUCUUCACCUCUCUCUCUCCACCGUCGCCUGAGUCAUCUCCGCCGCUUGCCGGAGAAAAAAAAAAAAAACUCAGGUCAUCAUCCAAUUCAGCUACCUAAUUUCAUCAUCAUUCCCCAAUCCUUCACCUUUCUUCUAAUUUAAACCUUCAAUUCAAUGAAUUCACUUGCUUUAUAACCUUCUUAUCACCACACAACUUCAUCAACGCACAACAAAUUCUCCAAAUCCUCAUCCGUAUAAUCACACUUACAUUCAUGGCGAUCCGAUUCACCCUUUCGUACUCCGACUACAUCGCCGGAACCCUAGUUUCCGCCACCGGCAAAUCCACUACCUUCACCACGCUCGCGCGUGACUUUUUCGGCGCUGAUCGUACUUCCAAUCGUUCUCCACUCGUCAACGGAUUAAUCUCGUUACUUAACUCAACCACCGCACGUGGCGGCGCGUGUAGUAGUUUAGGCGGCGCGUGUGGUGGUUUAGGUGUGUUUGGUGUUUCGCCAUUGAGAGCGGGUUCUGUGACUUCUAUGCUUCCGUUUCUGCAAGGGUUGAAGUGGCUUCCGUGUAAUGAGAUUAAUAGUAGUAAUCAGAGUGUUGGAGAGAGUUCUAGUGGUGUUAGUGGUCGAUCGGUUGUUGUUGAGAGGAACGGUUGGAUUUCGAGAGUGUUGAGUGGUUUAUCUGAUGAUGCCAAGGCUGCAUUUACUGCUGUUAGUGUCAGGAUAUUGUUGAGAGCUCAGUUAGUUGAGCCGAAGUCGAUUCCCUCGGCUUCUAUGAGCCCUACACUUGAUGUCGGUGAUCGGAUUCUGGCCGAAAAGGUUUCAUACUUCUUCCGAAGCCCAAAAGUUUCAGAUAUUGUGAUAUUCGAGCCCCCUCCCAUUCUUCAGGAAAUUGGUUGCAAAGAUGCAUUUAUAAAAAGAAUUGUAGCAAAGGCUGGAGAUUGUGUCGAGGUUAAGGAAGGUAAACUGUUGGUGAAUGGUGUCGCCCAAGAUGAAGAAUUCAUUUUAGAGCCAUUAGAAUAUGAAAUGAAGCCUAUGAUUGUGCCAGAAGGUUAUGUGUUUGUGCUGGGCGACAAUCGUAACAACAGUUUUGACUCCCACUACUGGGGACCUCUUCCUGUAGCAAACAUUGUGGGUAGGUCUGUGUAUCGUUAUUGGCCACCGUCGAAAGUGUCGGACACAAUUUAUGUAGCAAGACGAGGUGUUGCUCAUUCUUGACACGCGUCAUUCUUCCUAUCUGUUUGGAGGGUGAAUCUUGAAUGACCUUUUUUGACAAUUUUGUUUUUGCCCUUCUGUUUUGCUUUGCCUUUUUCGCUCACCAUCGCCAAUCAUUGUAUAUAUCUAACCUCUUUUACGCUUUUGGGAUCGGGCAAUAAUGCCCGUAAGUUACUAAUUUAACUUCGUUUGUAGCCAUUUGUGGCAGUUUUAGGGUUCAUUUUCUUUUAUUUAUUGUUGAUUGUGUUGAAUGCUAUAUCUUCGCGGAUUGAGUAAAGAUACUAGUAUAACUUGAA
Messenger RNA from Helianthus annuus (common sunflower), 1533 nucleotides. RefSeq names its product probable thylakoidal processing peptidase 2, chloroplastic. The coding region runs from base 287 to 1240 and encodes 317 amino acids. NCBI's taxonomy places the organism in Eukaryota, Viridiplantae, Streptophyta, Magnoliopsida, Asterales, Asteraceae. Gene Ontology annotation, biological process: thylakoid membrane organization. The transcript has 6 exons. The record is from RefSeq and is a predicted model, not a curated record. Gene Ontology annotation, molecular function: serine-type endopeptidase activity. Gene Ontology annotation, cellular component: chloroplast thylakoid membrane.